AUGGCAUUGGAUAACAAGCCUCCCGAGUCGCAGAAGCUACAAGGUGCAGCUGAUAGCAUGCUUGCCACCAAGCCUGAAGGCAAUGAGAGCUCUGUCGAUGACCAGGCCGAUAUAUCAUCUGAAGAGGACUUCAGCGAUGUUGAUGAAAAAAAGGUAUUGCGGAAGAUGGAUCUUCGCUUGAUCCCCAUGCUUGCAUUGCUUUAUCUUCUUUCCUUCCUGGAUCGAGGAAAUAUUGGAAAUGCAAGAAUUGAAGGGCUUGAGAAGGACUUAAACCUCCGUGGCUCACAGUACAAUUGGUGUUAUUCCUUCCAAUAUCCUAUUGAAGAGACUGAGGCCAUCAAUCUGUAUGGCCGCAUCAGCCCCUUACAUCUAUGUUCAAGAGGUGCUAACGCCAGCGGCCAAGACCUUCCCUCCAUCAUGAUCGCCUGGGGAACGGUGAUGACACUGAUGGGGCUUGUGAAAAACUACAAAGGACUCCUGAUUGCGCGCAUUUUCCUGGGAGUUGCAGAAGCUGGGCUAUACCCUGGUUGCGCAUACUACAUCACCAUGUGGUACUGUUCCAAGGAAGGCCAGCUUAGACAAGCAUUGUUCUUCAGCGCUGCCAGCAUUGCCGGUGCCUUUUCUGGUCUAUUGGCCUUUGCCAUUGCAAAAAUGCAUGGUGUUGGUGGGCUCGAGGGAUGGCGAUGGAUUUUCAUCCUAGAGGGCCUUGCAACCGUUCUCGUCGCUAUUAUGGCCUUCUUUACCAUCUACGAUUUCCCAGAAACUGCGUCAUUCUUUACUGAACGAGAACGGGCAUUCGUGAUCCACCGGUUAAAGCCGAAGCUUUCCAGUGGAAUAAGAGGCCGCAAUCGGAACCUUUUGGAAUACUCGUUGAUAAAUGCUAGUGUUCUGGGGUAUCGUCUGCCCGCUGUCCCCGUCUAUUGCACGGCCGCAAUCAUCGCGAUUGGCUCAGCAUGGGUCGCUGACAAAAGAGGACAACGCUCGCCGUUCAUCCUUUUCUACAUGAGCUGUAUGGCAAUCGGGUUCAUCAUCUGUAUUGCAAGCGCUGGAAGGGGCCUUCCUGGUGUCGUGUACGCUGGAGUGUUCAUUGCUGUGUGCGGACUUUAUCCUGCCUUUCCAGGAAACAUCACCUGGCUCAGCAGCAACUUGGCCGGCAGCUACAAACGGGCAACGGGCAUGGCUAUUCAAAUCGGCAUUGGAAAUCUCUCUGGUGCUAUGGCAUCCAAUUUCUAUCGACCUGGCGAUGCGCCAAAAUACUACACGGGACAUGGCUUGCAGCUAGCAUUUGUGACCACGGGGAUAAUUUCCGUGCUGAUCUUGCGCUUCUCCUAUCAGCGAAUCAACAAGAAGAGGGAUCUCGAGGGAACCGGCGACUUGAGCGAACAACAAUUGGCCGAUAUGGGGGACAAAUCGCCUGGAUUCCGAUACUCUCUAUGA
Molecule: messenger RNA, 1437 nt
Organism: Uncinocarpus reesii 1704
Lineage: Eukaryota; Fungi; Ascomycota; Eurotiomycetes; Onygenales; Onygenaceae
Exons: 9
Coding region: 1-1437 (478 amino acids)
Biological process (GO): transmembrane transport
Cellular component (GO): membrane
Molecular function (GO): transmembrane transporter activity
Source: RefSeq, a predicted model, not a curated record